UGUAUUUGACAAGUGUGUUUUUCACCUCGUUGGAGAGAGGAGCACAGAGGAAAAAAAGUCAGCGAGAAGGAGCAGGGGAGGGGAAGAGAGAACCAGCGAGGGAAGGUGUGAAGCUGUGAGUGGGAAACAGAGAGCAAAGGGAAGAGAGCUGACAAAGACACAGGGAGAAGAAACUGAGAGAAGUCUGCCAGACUCAAGAGGGAGUAAAGGAAAAACAGCAUAUCAAAGACCUGGCCAAACGCCCAUUUGAUGCCGGAGGAUCGUGUUUUGUCAGAGCCAUACAGGGAAACCUGCUCAUUCCACAUGGAGCCACAGAGGGUCACUUCAUACUGACCUGACACCGAUAGCACGGACAGAUAACACAGCACCAUGGAUUCUCCAAACAGCACUUAUGGCAACACGUCACAUGCUGCUCCUCACAGCCUUUGGGAGGUUAUAACCAUUGCUACUGUGUCAGCCAUUGUCAGCUUGAUAACUAUAGUUGGCAAUGUGCUGGUGAUGCUUUCUUUCAAAGUAAACAGCCAGCUGAAGACUGUUAACAACUACUACCUGCUGAGUUUGGCGUUUGCUGACCUCAUCAUAGGAGUGCUGUCCAUGAACUUGUACACCACAUAUAUACUGAUGGGUUACUGGUCCUUGGGGAACCUAGCAUGUGACCUCUGGCUUGCAGUGGAUUAUGUAGCCAGCAAUGCUUCAGUUAUGAACUUACUUGUCAUCAGCUUUGACAGGUACUUCUCCAUCACAAGGCCACUGACUUACAGGGCAAAGAGGACUCCAAAGAGAGCUGCCAUCAUGAUAGGCCUUGCAUGGCUGGUGUCAUUUGUCCUCUGGGCACCACCCAUUCUGUGCUGGCAGUACUUUACAGGAGAGAAAACAGGAGAAAAGAAGGAGGAGGAGAGAGACCAGUGUCAGAUACAGUUUUUAACUGAGCCUGUGAUCACAUUUGGGACAGCAAUUGCUGCUUUUUACAUCCCAGUCUCUGUUAUGACUAUCCUAUACUGUAGAAUUUACAAGGAGACGCAGAAACGCACCAAAGAUCUGGCAGAGCUGCAAGGGCUCGCAACAGAAAAUGUUCCAGAGGGGACUAAACCACAGAAAACUAUUAUUCAUUCUUGCUUUCAUUUCACCAGAGAGAGGAGAGACCGGAGUCAGGCCUCCUGGUCCUCGUCCAACCAAAGUAACACCACAAAGACAACCACUAGGUCAGAUGAUGCGUGGGCAAAAGCAGAUCAGAUCACUUCCUUUAACAGCUACACCUCAUCUGAGGAGGAGGAGCAUCACGUUUCAAUAGAAACCCCACAGGGAUCUUUCAAAGAGCAAGGUAGCGGGCAAAGUAAUAAGAAUGGGCAGGUGACUGACUUUACAGAAGAUCAGUAUUUUUCCACUCCUCUAAAGAAAACCAGUAAAAAGUGCAUCUCUUAUAAGUUCAAACCUGGCUCAAAGGGUAAAAACGGAAAUCCUACACCUGCAACACCCUGCCCCUCAGAGGCAGAGCAGCCUGCCAAAAAUGCCUCCCCAUCCUCCUCCUCCACCACCUCCAAGCCCAUGGACCCCGCGCUGAAGAACCAGAUCACCAAGAGGAAGAGGAUGGUGCUGGUGAAGGAGAAGAAGGCAGCCCAGACUCUCAGUGCCAUCCUCCUGGCCUUCAUCCUCACAUGGACGCCGUACAACAUCAUGGUGCUCAUCUCCACUUUCUGCACCGAGUGCAUCCCUAUGUCCCUCUGGCACCUGGGCUACUGGCUGUGCUACGUCAACAGCACCAUCAACCCCAUGUGCUACGCCCUCUGCAACAAGACCUUCCAGAAGACCUUCCGCAUGCUUCUGCUCUGCCAGUGGAGGAGGAGGAGGAGAGGCGAGGACAAGCUGUACUGGUGCGGACAAAACGCAAAUGUCAACAAUAAAAUGACUUGAUGUGGCACUGCAAUAUUAUCACCGACUUUUGCCCACAUGUGGGCUUCUCUUGAUAUAUGCGGUAGUCGGUGGUCAUCUUCAGCAUGAAGUGCUGCAUGUGAUUUUUGUGUUAAAGUACGUGUUGGUGGAAAAUGUGCCGAGCCUGAUGCAGCACUUAAACUGCUGCUCCAGAUUAUUACAGAAAAGGAACCAAAUGAAGCUGGCAACACAUUCUUACAAAGGUUAAAGGUUAAAGAAUAGGUUCAGAUGAUUUCUGUUGAUGAGGUCUAUUUUUAAAAGGGAACCCUGGAGUGUGGAGUUAGACGGAAGUGACAAGGAAGAACAAUUCAUGGAAUUAAGAAGACGAUAUCUUUGGUUCUACUUCAUUAAUUUUUAUCCUUUUUUUUUUAAAAAUUGUCCAUCCUGAGUCCAACAACUUUACCGGAGUGCAAUGCUAAAUAGGUGGAGUACUCUUUCAAUACAAUACCUACAUGCAGAUAUGUACAUUUAAAGUGUUAGUGGUUGCUGUAAUGAUUCCUCUCUAUACUGGUCAUUGAGAGUCAUCCCCUCCUGAGUUUAAGAGAUCAGGGUCCAAAUCUUCAGUCCUUGUUCUGUGCAAAAAUGCAUUUUAAAGAUAAGCCAAAGCUAAUAUGAGGUGUUUCUUCUAUUUUUUAUUUUUGAGACAAACCAUGACAUGCACACCACAUUACAAAAUAUCGUAAAACACACACAGUAUAAACAUUAACAUAAAUAUAGGGGUUAGUGUGUGGCAAGAUAAAAUGUCCAUAUCCUUCUUCCUACAUCAAAUCGUAUUUUGUAUUUGUCCUGUUUUUUCUAAUUUUGACCUUAUAGGGAUUCAUCAUUCACUAUGAUUUCAUCAGAGGUCAUACGCCACCUGCUUCUUUGCUAAUCCGUCCAUAUGCAGAGACUAUAAAAGGAAUUCAGCCCCUUUGGAAGUUUUUGUGACAUUUUGUGUCUUUUUUUUCCACUCAUCAAUAGAAAUCUACUCUUUAAUAUCAUAGAAUAGAUUUCUAUAAAGUGAUUUAAAUUAAUGCCAGAUAUAAAUGAAGUUUCCAAAGCAGCUGAAUACUUUCCUAAGCAGUGUAUUCUUUGAGACAGAUACUGCAACAGUCCCCUUUCUGUUUUCCAGUUCAAUAAGAUUGUCCAUUUUACCUCCAGAAACACUGAUGCAAUACUGUUUUGCUUUACAUUCACAAGUAGUUUUCCAAGUAAACACAGCGCUGGUGUGUGUAUGCGCAUGUUUUUUUCUGGUGGGUUCCCUAGUACAUGAAAUGAUCCACGUCUGUUUCUGUUACCUUCUUGAAACGUUCAAUAAAAUGUUCAUCAUAAACAAAACAAGAAAAGAAAACACUGAUGACAGGAAAUUUACACAUUUCUGGUGUUAGAUAUAGAAUCAUCAGCAACCCAAAGAGUGAGUUUGACACUAAUGACACAUAACUCUGGAACAUACCAACUAGAGCUGGUUGCUGAAGUCUCAUCUUAACUUUGCCUGGACUUCUCUUUGAACUUUAUUUUGAACUUUUAGAACAAACACAUAGAAAAACACACAAGAGCUAACUACACACAGACUCCCACCAUGAUACAUGAUACAACACGCAAUUUAAAAAAAACUAAACUAAACAUCGACAAAACAAACAAACAAGGUUUUCAGAAUAGCAAGUAAUUGUCGGUGCAUGCCCAGACAUUCAGUGUCCAUUGCCGCCAUGAUGGAUAUGUCCAUACAGGCUGGAACUGGCCGUACGUUGUUACAGUCUGCAAAUGUUAUUUAAAUAUGAUUCAAAUACUUGAGCAGUUAAAAAUAAAGUUUAAAAUGAGAGACAUCCUAGAUAAAUCAACACAUACUUCUUAGUUGCACCAAUUUGCUUUCUGAUAUGAUCAAUAAAGGGACCCUAUUCUUCACAAACUUACAGUAGGAGUCAGAUGCAGAGAACCUAAUCUCCAAAUAAAAAUAGGAAACAGCAUCAUUGAGCCACUUUUAAAACCCAGAGGGGAGCUGGAUCUCCAUUCUCUCGAAAUAACCCUUUUAGCUACCAUACUCAACAUUUCAGCCUGCUGAGGCUCAUAGGACAAUUUUAGAAAUCCAAAACAGCAAGUGCCUGAACUUUAAAAUGCUUUUUCUUUUUUUUUUGCACAGAACUGUUGAUUCAGUCCCUCAACUCUUACACUCCAUGAUUACAGAGACUGGUAAGAACGCACUUUUAAUGCACAUAAUGUAUUAGCAUUAGUAAAAUCCCUGAACCUGUCCUUUAACCCUCAUCUUAUCCUCCUUUAUUGUAAUGCUCACCCCCACUGUAUAUAAAAGACAUAAAUGUAGGCUUACACAUUCAAAAAUAAUUUAGAGUAUACAGAACACAUUUCACUGAUUCUGUUGGAUUUUACACCUCACAAAUUGUAAAUGUAAAUUGAUUAGUAUAUAUAUCAGUGUUUAGUGAAUGUUUCUUCUUGUUUUCCUUCUUGGCUCUUGCUAUUGAUAUUUGAUCAAGGGCUAAUCUGUACAUUUCUGUGCAAUGACUGCAUUAGUUUCAGAGUGGUAAUAUGACGUCAGAUUGAUUAUGGAUCACACCUCUAUUAUUGUCAAUAUUCAUAUUACUGCAAAAAAAAAAAAAGAAAAAGAAGAAAAAACUUGGACAGAUGGUAUUUGAAGCCUGACUCCCACCAUGUCUCUCUGAUGGAUGAGUGAUGCUGUUGUAAAUUACUGCACUUUUAUGUUGUUAAUGAUGUAAUGUCAAAUGUAUCUCCCUAAACUCUGUGCCUUUUGUUCUGCUCAGAGGCAAAAGUGCUUUGUGAAUGGAUCAGUGCUCAUUGUCCAUGUGUGCAGUGUUGUGACAGUGAGUCUGUGUGUACUGAUAUGAACAGUGAAAUACAAAUUCAAA
This is a messenger RNA of Seriola aureovittata, 4784 nucleotides long. Its product is annotated as muscarinic acetylcholine receptor M5-like. The coding region runs from base 370 to 1911 and encodes 513 amino acids. The transcript has 2 exons. The record is from RefSeq and is a predicted model, not a curated record. Gene Ontology annotation, biological process: chemical synaptic transmission; G protein-coupled receptor signaling pathway, coupled to cyclic nucleotide second messenger; adenylate cyclase-inhibiting G protein-coupled acetylcholine receptor signaling pathway. Gene Ontology annotation, cellular component: dendrite; synapse; plasma membrane. Lineage: Eukaryota; Metazoa; Chordata; Actinopteri; Carangiformes; Carangidae. Gene Ontology annotation, molecular function: G protein-coupled serotonin receptor activity; G protein-coupled acetylcholine receptor activity.